CAAACCAGAGGGAUUUGAGGAUGCUGCAAACAAACUGCAUGUAUGAGGAUUGUGGUGAUGAAGCCUCCGACUAGGUUCUUACCAUAGUUUUGCGAGGAUUUUGCAAACAUAUUGUACGUUGAACUAACAAUCUUCACACCUGUAUUAGAAUAGAGCUAGAUUUUGUUAGGACGCCUGGUUUGUCCGUGGGACCAGAGAGUUUGAAAGCAAGGACAGGCUACACGUUGUCCGAAAGGUGACACCACUAGUUGCAGACUCGUUCUCUUCCACGUACCGACUGGUUCCUGUCACAACUUAAGCAGAGAUCGGAUGUGGCAAGCCAACUGCAGACGAAUGCAUAACAUAGCAGAAUGGAUCUCAGGAUCUGUCAUGGGUGGGUGUGUUGGACGGAACCGCAUGGAUGGACAAGGGGGGACGGCUCAAAACACUGCAAGGACCAGAAAACGUGGAGGACGGAACGAGCCCCUGAAGAAGGAGAGCCCCAAGUGGAAGAGCGAGUAUCCCAUGACGGAGGGCCAGCUGAGAAGCAAGAGAGAUGAAUUUUGGGAUACGUCCCCGGCGUUCGACGGUCGGAAAGAGAUCUGGGACGCGCUGCGAGCUGCAGCGCUGGCGGUCGAGGUCAACGACCUGGAGCUGGCCCAGGCCAUCGUAGACGGAGCCUGCAUCACGCUGCCGCACGGCUCACUGACGGAGAGCUACGACGAGCUGGGCAACCGCUACCAGCUCCCAGCCUACACCCUGGCCCCGCCCCUCAACCUCAUCAAGGAAUGCACCAAUGAGAGCGAGGCCUCAGAUAAGCCUGAGAAGCAAGUCCCUCCUCCUCCUGCCAAACAGGAGUUCCAGCUGAAGGUCCGCCUGUCCUCAGGUAAGGACCUGCGUCUGACGGCCACCAUGGCCGACUCCAUCUCCCAGCUGAAGAAGCAACUGGAGGUCCAAGAGGACAUUGACGCCACCCACCAGAGGUGGUUCUUCUCUGGGAAGCUGCUCACAGACAAGACCCGGCUCCAAGACACGAAGAUCCAGAAGGACUUCAUCGUCCAAGUCAUCGUCAACCCCAACCCUCCAGUCAUCGCUACCUAGGGAAGGAGGAAGAGGAGAGAGGAAGAGAGAAGGAGUGGGAGGGAGGGAGAAUGGGGAGAGG
Molecule: messenger RNA, 1141 nt
Organism: Osmerus eperlanus (European smelt)
Lineage: Eukaryota; Metazoa; Chordata; Actinopteri; Osmeriformes; Osmeridae
Gene: ubtd1a
Product: ubiquitin domain containing 1a
Exons: 5
Coding region: 310-1080 (256 amino acids)
Molecular function (GO): protein binding
Source: RefSeq, a predicted model, not a curated record